Messenger RNA from Alternaria alternata, 576 nucleotides. RefSeq lists its product as hypothetical. The transcript has a single exon. NCBI's taxonomy places the organism in Eukaryota, Fungi, Ascomycota, Dothideomycetes, Pleosporales, Pleosporaceae. The record is from RefSeq and is a predicted model, not a curated record. Bases 90 to 431 code for a protein of 113 amino acids.
CUUACAUUUUGGGUUGACCGUUCCGUCUUAAAGUCCAUUAUGAUUACCUGAGCUAUCUCGUUCUUAGCACUAUGAUUCAACUAUAACACAUGGACGAUAUGUGGCUUUCUCUCACGUGGAAGUCGUAUUUCAUCAUGUUCCUUCACCGAUGUGAAGCAAUGGACCACGAUGACUCUUCAUUCAAAAAGAUCGAAGUGCUGUCCGACGCGGAGCUUGUCGAAGCAACCAUCGAGGUGUUAUGCAAUGCAGUAGAGUAUAAUCUGCGGUACAAAGGUAAUUACUCACGCAUUGAUCGCGACGAGACUGAGUGCGAUGAGAGUGUCUUUGAGAUAUUCAAUUGCAAACGGCGGCAUGUCGAAGUGGCCCAUGAGAAGGAGCAUGCGAUUGUGCAUGUUUUCGGCCAGUGUCGGAAGAAGGAUGACAAGGAAUAGGAAGAGCGGCUUGGGGAGGCAUACGAUGAGUAGGAGACACUUUCGGAGGAUGCGCGCGUUCCAGAAGACGUGGUCUUGUAGCUGAACAUGUAGUCUGCAGCUCAUCCUUACCUGUUUCACAGUAGUGUCGGGACAGAAUCGGUAU